AUGGAAGAUCUAGCUAGGAAGUAUCAAGAACAACAAAGCGAGUUGACAGGAUAUGUUGAAUCGAUAAAAAAGCUCGAAGCACAGUUACAAGAAAAUACUAGUGUUUAUAAUGAAUUAGACAGAAUAGACAGCGACUCCAAUAUAUACAAGCAAAUCGGACCCACCCUUGUUAAGCAAUCCCAAGAGGAGGCAAAGACGAACGUUCAGACUAGACUUGAUUUUAUCAAGAAAGAAAUUGCUCGUGUGGAAAAGCAAAUUGAAAGUUCAAAGGUGGAAUUUGCCAAGCUCAAGACUGCUAUCGUUCAAGCACAAACCGAAGCAGCUUCCAAAGCAAAUGCUUCCUCUUAA
Molecule: messenger RNA, 348 nt
Organism: Schizosaccharomyces osmophilus
Lineage: Eukaryota; Fungi; Ascomycota; Schizosaccharomycetes; Schizosaccharomycetales; Schizosaccharomycetaceae
Gene: pfd6
Product: prefoldin subunit Pfd6
Exons: 4
Coding region: 1-348 (115 amino acids)
Biological process (GO): chaperone-mediated protein complex assembly; protein folding
Cellular component (GO): prefoldin complex; cytoplasm
Molecular function (GO): protein-folding chaperone binding
Source: RefSeq, a predicted model, not a curated record